Molecule: messenger RNA, 915 nt
Organism: Elgaria multicarinata webbii
Lineage: Eukaryota; Metazoa; Chordata; Lepidosauria; Squamata; Anguidae
Gene: NME4
Product: NME/NM23 nucleoside diphosphate kinase 4
Exons: 5
Coding region: 9-620 (203 amino acids)
Biological process (GO): CTP biosynthetic process; GTP biosynthetic process; UTP biosynthetic process
Molecular function (GO): nucleoside diphosphate kinase activity
Source: RefSeq, a predicted model, not a curated record
CAGGCACCAUGGGCUUCCUCCAGCGCUGCGUGGCGCGGAGCUUGCUGCUGCGAGGGCAGCGGAGCCUGGGCUUCAGCGAGAGACUCCUGCCGCUGGCCGCUGCGCCCUCCCAUCGCCUCCCGGGGGGGCGGCGGCGGCGGCUGUACAGCACCGGCAUAGCCGGGCUGCAGGAGCGCACCCUGAUAGCCGUGAAGCCGGAUGGGGUUCAGAGGAGGCUGGUGGGGGACGUCAUCAAACGCUUUGAGAAACGGGGCUUCAAGCUUGUGGGCCUCAAGUUGCUCCAGGCCAAUGAAGGGAUCCUGUCGGAACACUACCACGAGCUGCGCAGGAAGCCGUUCUACCACGAGCUGAUUCAGUACAUGACCUCAGGACCUGUGGUGGCCAUGGUCUGGGAAGGUUACAACGUUGUCAAGACCACCAGAGCCAUGGUGGGGGAGACGAACCCUGCGGAAGCCAAGCCAGGCACUGUCCGGGGAGACUUUAGUGUCCAUGUCAGCAGGAAUGUCGUCCAUGCCAGUGAUUCCGUGGAGACAGCCCAGAGGGAGAUCAGCCUUUGGUUCCGCAACAACGAGUUGAUAGACUGGGAUUGCUGUGAUCACAAAAUCAUGUACGAACUCUGAGAGCCUGGCUUUGCCCACACCCUGGUGCCGGAUCUACUACUACCUCUGCUAACGUGUUGCCUUUGAUCCGUGUUCGGGCCCUUUGGGCUGGGGAAAUGGAUGCAGGUCUUCAUCCACUUAGCCUCUGCUCUGGGUAGCAGGGGGCACCUCUCGCACAGCCCAUUUCACUAGCUGCCGAGUGCAUCGGACUUACCGUAGGGGCUGUUGUUUGGAAAUACUGACAGACGUGGCAGGAAAACCGUGGAAUACGGGUCUUCAUAGUAUUCACAUUAAAAGCUGAUUUGUACAAACCGGA